Molecule: messenger RNA, 1893 nt
Organism: Penicillium chermesinum
Lineage: Eukaryota; Fungi; Ascomycota; Eurotiomycetes; Eurotiales; Aspergillaceae
Product: MDR family MFS transporter
Exons: 4
Coding region: 1-1893 (630 amino acids)
Biological process (GO): transmembrane transport
Molecular function (GO): transmembrane transporter activity
Source: RefSeq, a predicted model, not a curated record
AUGGCUUCGUUCUUCAACAAGUUCACUGCUAAGGACUCCCCGGAGGCAGAUGAGACUGCAGAGAAACAUGAAUCGUCCGAUACAGAUACAGGUUCUCAAUCGAACUUAUCAAAGAGCCAUUCAAAGCCAUCCAGUGAGAAAGAGAGCACGUUAGUAAAUGAACCACGACACGAUUCUCCAAACCCAAUCGACACGAAUAAAGAGACAGCACCAGAUCACUUGCCCGAAGCAGUUCCUACCGAAGACUCUAAUAAAGAGCCUACAAGCUCAAGGAGCGAGUCGGCAAAGGAAGCUUCGACUCCCGAACACAAGAACGAGAAUGACAAUGACAAUGAAAAUCAGAAUGGGACACCGGUAGAUGAUGGGGAAUAUCCAUCUGCGUGGAGACUGGCGUUGAUCACAAUCGCCUUAUGUCUCUGCGUGUUCUGCGUGGCCCUUGAUAAUACAAUUAUCGCUACAGCCAUUCCCAAGAUCACAGAUCAAUUCAACUCCCUCGCAGAUGUGGGCUGGUAUGGAAGCUCCUACCUAUUGACAACCUGCUCUGUGACAUUGAUGUUUGGGAGAUUCUACACGUUUUACUCCAUCAAAUGGAUUUAUCUGCUGGCUCUCUCCAUCUUCGAGCUGGGAUCUCUUGUCUGCGCCGUGACUCCUAACUCGGUUGGUCUCAUCUGUGGCCGUGCAAUUGCCGGCCUCGGAGCCGCGGGCUUGUUUUCGGGCUCCAUCUUGAUCAUCGCCCAGAGUGUGCCAUUGGACAAGCGCCCAGUCUACACGGGCCUUAUCGGCGCUAUGUUUGGAAUUGCAAAUGUCACUGGUCCUCUAAUGGGCGGUGCGUUCACAGACAAGCUGACCUGGCGUUGGUGCUUCUACAUCAACCUACCUAUCGGCGCUGUCACCUUCGUUUUCAUCCUGUUCUUCUUCCAGGCCGGCAAGGCAAUCAAGCAAACGAACGGCUGGAAGGAACAGAUCGCGGAGUUGGAUCUCCUCGGCUCGCUGUUCUUCCUCCCCGCCAUCAUCAGCUUGCUUUUGGCUCUGCAAUGGGGCGGCACCAAGUACGACUGGGGCAAUGGCCGAAUUAUCGGCCUCUUCGUCGCCUUCGGCGUUCUGAUAAUCAUCUUCAUCGGCAUUCAAUGGUGGGGCCAGGACCGUGCCACUGUGCCACCUCGUCUUAUUAAGAAUCGCAAUGUCUGGGGUGCCGCUUGGUAUGCACUGGCGAUCGGUGCCGCGUAUUUCAUUCUCGUCUACUACCUCCCCAUCUGGUUCCAAGCCAUCAAGGGUGCCUCGCCCAUGAAGUCUGGAAUCAUGAAUUUGCCCAUGAUCAUCGCCGUCGUGGUCAUCUCAAUUCUCUCAGGCGGUCUCGUCACUGCCUGCGGAUACUACACACCCUUCAUGAUUUUCUCCUCGAUCAUCAUGACCAUCGGGGCCGGGCUCCUGUCCACCCUGGAGACUGAUUCCGGCCACGCGAAGUGGAUUGGCUAUCAAGCGCUCUUUGGUAUCGGCCUGGGUCUGGGCAUGCAGCAGCCGAUGAUAGUCGCGCAGACAGCGCUGAAAGCCGAAGACGUCCCCAGCGGAACUGCUAUCGUCAUGUUCUCCCAGACCCUUGGCGGCUCUAUUUUCGUCUCGGUUGCGCAGAACGUGUUCCAGAACCAGCUGGUCCAUAACAUUGCCCGGAAUGUACCUGGGGCUGAUGCCGGUAAGCUUGCUUCCGCCGGUGCGACCGCGCUUCGUAACAUUGUUCCGAGUCCGAUGCUGCACCGUGUUCUUGUUGCGUAUAACGAUGCCAUUAUGCAGACUUUCUAUGUGUCUGUGGCUAUGGGUGCGCUGUCCUUGAUCGGGCCGAUCUUUGUGGAGUGGAUCUCCGUCAAGGGCAAGAAGAUUGAAACAGCUGCCGUGUAA